UCUCUUGCCUCCCCAAGCCAACAUGCGUAUUCUGGUCCUUCUCUGCGCCCUGGCCGCGGCACAGGCGGCGCCGCAGUUUCUCUUCGUCCUUCCGCACGACUUCGGCAGCGGCCCCAACCAGCCCCUGCAGGCGAUCCCUCUCGACCAAGCGGUCAGCGUCCCUGGACAGCCCUCCGCCGCUCCUGCAGAGGAGGCGCCUGCCGAGGCUGAGGCCGUAGCGGAUGCGGCUGAGGCUGCCCCCGAAGCAGCUCCUGAAGCUGCGGAAGCCGCCCCUGAGGCUGCGGAGGUGGUCGAGGCCGCUCCUGAAGCCGCGGAAGCCGUGGAAGCCGCCCCCGAGACUGUUCCCGAAGCUGCAGAAGCCGCCCCUGAGGCUCCUACUGCAGGUGCCGAAGCAACCCCUGAGGCAGCCGAAGCCGAGGCUGCAGCCCCCGCGAGCGAGCCAGCCGCUGAAGCGGCCCCUGAGGCUGCUGUUGCUCAGGAAGCCGCCCCUGCUCCCGAGGCCGCCCCCGCAGCCACGGUCGAUGUCGCUGCCGCAGAACCUGCCGUGGCCAUGGGCGCCCCCGCAGCGUCGCCGUCGCUGCCCACCCUGGGCACCCCCGCCGUGACCACCAAGCUGCGCACCGACCCCUCCUCCCUGAACCUGGUGGACCCCCUGGGCCAGGUGGAGGCCCGCUUCCGCCCCUUCAUCUACCCCAACGACUCCCCCGACGUCGUGGCCGCCAAGGUGGCCCUCUUCCGCCUCCACGCCUCACGCCACCCCCUGGCCGCGCCCGCACCUGCGCCCGCACCCCCGACCGCAGCGUAAGCGCCAGUGAGGCCGUGUGAAUGUGCGUGUGUGUGAAUCGGAGAGGAAGAUAAACAGAGGGAAACGAGGAGAAUAAGAAAUGAGAGAGGCAAUUCACUGAUAGUCUCUCUAGGAUCUUAUACUUUUUCGGUUCGAAAUCUCUUUAUCUUCCUCUCACUGUCCUUCAUUACUCCCAAAUCACUUAUUCCAAUCUUCUUUCAGAAUCCUAGUUGAUGUGUGAAUACGCACUUCAGACUAGUGGUUUGCCAUGUAAAUAGAAUUUCAUUUUGUCUCUGACUCUGUAAAUAGGGGCUGUGAGUAGAAUAGCAGGCUUGUCUAGUCUUGAAAAGGCUUGGCUGGGGCGUCCAGAGGUGCAUGGGCGCGCAAGAGCUCGGGCGAUUGUGAUGCCAAAAGGCUUUAUUCAUGGGUGUGCAUUCACCAUUCCAAUCCCGCUUU
Messenger RNA from Penaeus indicus, 1240 nucleotides. Its product is annotated as testis-specific gene A8 protein-like. NCBI's taxonomy places the organism in Eukaryota, Metazoa, Arthropoda, Malacostraca, Decapoda, Penaeidae. The record is from RefSeq and is a predicted model, not a curated record. The coding region runs from base 23 to 805 and encodes 260 amino acids. The transcript has 2 exons.